AUGGGGGAUACAAGCUUCUAUGAUAGAUAUGCUGUAGAAGACAAGGGCUACUACACUGCGAGAGACGUGCCGAGAACAGACUUUCGUUCCACCUAUGAGCUCAACCCCGCCAUAGAAGACGUUCUCAACGAAGCACUCUAUAAAGACGUAGCCGAUGAAGGGCUCAAAGAACUGUACCAGGCGCUCCAGGAGCGUGCUGGAAAGGCAAUCAACGAGAACAAGCGGCUAGCCGCGCAGUUGGAGGAGAUCACACAGGACAAGCUCACCCUCCAGUCAUCUCUAGAAGAUGUCAGGGGGCAGUUCCAGCAGGCCCAGCAGAACAUUACGUUGCUCCUAAGCCAGAUGAAGGCUGCUGAUGACGAUAUAGUUUCAUUAACAAGUGCUAACACUAAGGUAGAGUCUGAACUGGAAGCAAUCCGAGUCGAGCUUUUUAAUCUACGAGAGGAAAAUAAAAAAAUUAAGGCUAUAGAGGCAGAUUAUGUGGAGCAAAUAGAGCGGCUUACAGAGGCGCUGAACGAGGAGAAGAAAGAGCGAAGUCGAUUUGAGCGUAAGUUCAAUGAGUAUAAGCAGAAACUGAACGUCAAGGCCUCGGAAUUGGAUGAGCUGCGGGAUAAGUUCGAGCUGACAGACGAGGAGCGUAACAUUUAUCAGGCUGAAUGCAUCAAAGGAAGCAUGACUGGUUACGGUAAGCCUGCUGGAUACUCUGCACUGGACAUCUAUACUCUCAAGGAGGACUUCAAGAGUCUCCAAGAAAAGUCUCAUCUCACCAGCAUUAGCUUUAAGUCUGGGAAAGUGGCCGUGGACUCUGUGGACGCCCUUUCUCCGGAUGAUUCUUAUAAACUCCUGGAGAAGUAUGGUAAUGAGCCAUUUCUAGCAUCAACAGACCUUGCUUCUGCGGUGAAGCCCGUAAAGACAACCGUGCCCCCUCGUCCUCCCAGGGAGCAGUCUGGCAACACCCACCAGGGCGCUACGCCGACCUCAGAUGCAUCGGACAGUAGCUCGACCAUAGACGAGCUCUUUGCUAAGUACAUGGACUUCGACGCCCUCAAGAGAGCAAAGCUCGAUGGCGCUCCAUUGGAGGCAAACGCCUUUGGAAAUACCGUGGAAGCAUUACUCAUCGAUAGUAAUAAGAAGAAGCCUGUAGCCCUGAAUCUUACGCUGAACUCAGAUGAAGCCGCAAGGUUCGCAAAACCGUCCCUUCUGGAGCGCCAUCUCAGACAGGAGCAGUUUCAAGAAAUGCAGCCACCAGCGCCUGCAUCAGACAUUACUGAUAUCAUGCGCAAGUACGGCGCCCCAGCUGCCGCUGAUACCACUCAGGAGAAAUUUGGCAAUGCAACUUCACGAAGUACUUCACACACUCUGGCCAUGAGUCUCUUUGGAGAUGCCACAACUGCACUGCCACAUACAGAACGAUAUUGGACAACAGAACAGCCACUACUGACAAAGUACACGGCCGAUUAUGGGUUUUGA
Giardia duodenalis is the source of this 1470-nucleotide messenger RNA. RefSeq lists its product as uncharacterized. The transcript has a single exon. The record is from RefSeq and is a predicted model, not a curated record. The coding region runs from base 1 to 1470 and encodes 489 amino acids. NCBI's taxonomy places the organism in Eukaryota, Fornicata, Diplomonadida, Hexamitidae.